Messenger RNA from Meloidogyne enterolobii, 1332 nucleotides. The record is from the annotation of a GenBank genome assembly. Lineage: Eukaryota; Metazoa; Nematoda; Chromadorea; Rhabditida; Meloidogynidae.
UUUGUGCAAAAGUUGUUUUUGGAGAUCAUGAGAAGUCAAUAGAAAUAUAUACAAAGAGCAUAGUAGAUAAUGUGAAUUAUAUUACAAACCAUACUGCUUGGUGGCUUAAUUCAUCCCUAGCCUCAUCGUGGCCUAAUGUUCAUAUGGGCAUUAUCAAGACUCAGAUAUUAAUGCAGUCUCUUAAUCCAAUAUCUACCAAAGACGAUAAUUUCAAAAAGGCUAUUGAGCUCUCCAUUUCGAAUCUCAAAACAACGGGGCUCAAAAGGUAUAUGUUUUUUUAAUUAUACAACGUCUAGUGUAAAUUUUCUAAAAGCCCAAAAUAGGCAAGACUAGAAAUACACAACGUAAAUUCAAAUAAAUACAAACUAAUUUUAGUUACAAUUAUCAAAUUGUUAUAACAAACAAAACUGAUGAGAUUUAUAUGGAAGGAGAUCCAAAUUACUGCUAUUUAUUAAACAACACCUACGGUUUCGACAUUUUUCUGUCACGAUGGUACAACAAUACGACAGAACACAAACGUGAACUGAAUUCACGUCUUGUGCAAAAUUAUUUAUAUGGCAAAAACUUCACACAAAAUUUGCCGGACAUAAUGAUGAAAGUGUACAAUGCAGACAAUCUAACCGUUGUGGCUGAUGCUAUUAAAAAAGAAAAGCCGGGAAUAAUUUCGCCGCAACACUUUCGAUGUGGUCUUAUACUACGAACUUUUGCAUCAUGGCCGCUUAUUUCUUGUCCAGAAAUCAUAUAUAGGAAGUCGAAUUAUGGACGUGGACUCCUUGACGCUUCUCCUGUUUUUAGUUAUAGAAAAUCAGGAGGCAUAACCCACGUAUGUGAAGACUACAGAUUUAUCUUUUUCAUUUAAUUGCUUUAUUAAUAGCUUUAUUAAUCGUUUAUUUUUUACUUUGCUGUAUUUAAACUUUUUUUCAAAAUUUUUAGUUUUAAUAAAUUGAUAGAUAUUUAAAAAUAUUUGACAAACAAAUAAAAAUAUAUCCUCCUUUUUCCAUUUUAUCAUUUAAAAAAAUAAAAGUAAAAAUUGGUGAAUCAAUCCAAGUAACAUUUUUUCAAAAUAAAGUCAAAAUUUUUAAAAGAGUGAAAUCUCCCUAUAGUGACACCCCUAUGAACCGAAAUGAAUUGACGCAAAAGGAAGAUACCCCUUUAGUCGAAAUUUGGUUUACUGACAUAAGAGUGAAGAAGUCCAGGGAAGGAGAGUCAAAUAAGAGACCAAAAUACAGCCCUAUGGACCAGGGCCGAAUUAAGGCGACUACGAGGAAUUUGUUUAAAAAAAGGUGUAGUAAUAGAGAGAUUCCACUGUAAUUAAAGAUAAAAUUGUUGUUG